Messenger RNA from Trametes versicolor FP-101664 SS1, 465 nucleotides. RefSeq lists its product as uncharacterized. The coding region runs from base 1 to 465 and encodes 154 amino acids. The transcript is spliced from 2 exons. The record is from RefSeq and is a predicted model, not a curated record. Lineage: Eukaryota; Fungi; Basidiomycota; Agaricomycetes; Polyporales; Polyporaceae.
AUGGGUUUCCACUGUGGCUGGAUGUCAUCUGCUGGCUGCUGGCGCGAGCCCGGGUUAGUUCCCGAGCUUGCCCUUGUUUCUCGGUCUGUCUUUUCCAUCCCCCACUCCUUCCCUGUCCUGGCGCCGCUGCCUGUCACGUCAAACGCGCUCGCACUCGUGUUCUUCGUCUUCUUGCGUUCCUUCGCUCCAAUCUGGGGCGUGACCGUCGGCGGCGCGCUCCUCCAGAACGAGCUCCUCACGCACAUCCCCGCGUCCGUGCAAGCCGCACUGGGCCCCGGGCUCAGCGACAACAUUCCGUACACGGUCAUCCCGCUCGUCCGCGGGAUGGCGCAACCGCAGAAGGACGCGACGCGCGCCCCGUUCCGCAGGAUGCGACGCGCGCCCCGUUCCGCGGCAUGCGCUAGUGCACUUCUCGCCCACCACGAUGCCGUUGUCCUUCCUCCGCCUCCGCCCAUAGCGCUCUGA